ACUCUGUCUGACCUAAAUACCUUAAUUUCUACUUUCACAAUUACAUGCAUUAUAGCAUAUCAUUCACCAUGUGAUGUUAUAGUGAAUAUCGGCACACUAGUGAUAGGAUCAGGACAUACUUUUGCUACUUCCGUGCAACUCUAAGAACCAACAUGACAAUAGGAGACGUCGUGGUGCUUCUUGCUGGUCUCAUCCUCGGCGUCUUGUGCUGGUGGGUCUCCAGAGAUUUAUAUAAAUGUAAGGCAGAGCUGGACGCCUUACAAAAAGCCAUAGAAACGAAAACUUCCGAAUGUACAUCAAGUAAGGACUACCUGAAGAAACAGUUGCAGUCCACGACAAUUGAAUUGAGAGAGUUUAACGCGCUGAAGCAGGAGAAUAAGAAAUUGAACGAACGUCUUUCGCAAAUAGAAAAUGCAUUGAAAGAAGCUCAGGAUCAGAACAAACGAAUUGGGAAAAAGAACGAACAACUUCAGAAUAAUAGAAAGGCGCUUGAAAGUGACGUGGUACUGCUGAAAGAGCUAAAUCAACAAAUUUCAGAAACGCCGAGUAGGCAGGCUGCGUUAGAGAAGGAUCUCCUUGUGCUAAAGAGGCAGAACAGAGAGUGGGGUUACUGUAAUGAGCGACUGAAGACUGUACUUGAAAACGUGCGGAUUUGUGGUGAUAAAGUCAUUGACUUAGAAGCGGCAGUAACGGCUGGAGACUCGAGAAGGCAAAGUGAAGGAAAACGGACAUUUGAACUAGAACUUCAUGUGGCUAACCUAAAGACAUCUUUAAAGCUCUCUGAGGAGAGGAGAGCUUCUGGACAGAAAGAAAAGGACGAUUUCAUGACAUCUCUUUACGAGUGUCUCAUGAAUUCCAGUAGGCUGGCACAACGCCUCGAUAAUGUGACCAGGGACUGCGUGGAGGUGACGAACAAUGGAUACUGCAUGACGGCGACUGAUCCAAGCGAUAUCUUUAAGACAGUUACCACCGUGUGCUCGGUUCUGUUCCUUUGCCUGAUCAUCAUCAUCAUAUCACUUCGACGCUGCUACAAUGCUGCAUGUGACUGUAGAGGAAGAAUUGUGAACUUGGCAAAGAAGUUGAUUGCUAAAUUUCAUAGGCAGAGUUCCUACUACGGACAAUAUGGGCAGAGGUAUUAUUAUAACGAUCGAUUUUUAAGAAAGAGUAAGAACAAAAGCAUAUUUUGACCGAGUGGAUAUUUCCAGUGAGAUACUAGUAUGUUCGGAUGUGAAUGUGGUAAUGACCGACGGUCUGAUAUUUAUACAUUGUAAUUGAAUUCACAAACAUAUAAAUUAUUCUUUCCUGAAACUUCUCCAUCUACAUGUAUCCACAUCAGUUCAUGAUAUCAGCAACUUAAACUUCCCGCAGUGCAAAUAUUCUGCAGUGGUAAUUUGCGAGAUGUACUUUGACUUUGAAGAGGCGACGGGGGUAGGAGCACCUUGGUAUAACUUGUGGUUGCUCAUCUUCAUAUCGAAUGCAUUCAUUCAGUAGUCUAUGAUCAUGCACUCAACUUUUCAUUAAAUCAUACAAAAGAAUGCAAAUUGUUUAUUCGCAUACACAAAACUUUAUUACACGAGACAUUUGAUCAGUAAUUGUCCACAUCCCAUCAAUUACUUGCGACACGUGUAAAUAGAAUGUGUCAUCGACAAAUAGUCUUUGGUCAUCUCAAUAUAAUGAUUAUUGUUA
Messenger RNA from Lineus longissimus, 1686 nucleotides. RefSeq lists its product as uncharacterized. NCBI's taxonomy places the organism in Eukaryota, Metazoa, Nemertea, Pilidiophora, Heteronemertea, Lineidae. The record is from RefSeq and is a predicted model, not a curated record. The transcript is spliced from 3 exons. Bases 153 to 1187 code for a protein of 344 amino acids.